UAAUUCACCAUUAUUUUGCUUGAAAAUCCUUUCUUUUAUAUGUCAGUCUAUUUGUUGUGUUAGUUCUCAUACCAAUUUGUUUUAAUAUCUUUGCUUCUUAUCUUGAUGAUUCAUGUAACACUUUUGGUUUUUAUUUGAUUGUUUAGAGGUGUCCCCACUGAUGUUCCAUAGUCGAGAUUGUGGAAUACAUAACAUUUGCAGAUCAGAUGCCAUCACUAAGAAUGAGGACCAAAUCAAGCACGGGUUCUUUAAGAGAAAAAAAUGGUCUCCGCGUGUGGCAGAAGUCUAGCAUGAUUUGUAAAAGACCCUGCUGUCAUGUCAGAGUUUCUCAACAAGAAGCUGAAUUCAUUUCACGCAUUCAAAACUCCCAUGAUAAUUCAUCAAAUGUAGAGGUGACCUCUCAAGUCUUUGAAACUGAUGGAGCCUGUGCUGAACAACUAAUUUUAAAUGAACACAAUUCAGAGCUUCAAAAACAGCUUUCAGUUAUUGUUGAUUCUGCUACAGUAGGGAGAAAGGAAACUGCCUACAGCUGUGCCUCAAACUUAGAGACUAUAUUCUCUCCUUUCCUGGAGUCGAUCUUAAUACACAAUCAACCAAAUAUCGACAAUAAUACAGGUCAUAGUGAUGGCCCUGAAGUGACGGAACUAGGCACCGAUGAUAUUGAUGAUAACAAAAGUUCAUUUGGUAGUCAAACAUGUAAUGUUUCAGAUUUCUUUAUAUCGGACAUGAUAAUUGCGAGCAUACCUUUUGAUGGAAAUGCUGCUGAUGAUAACAUCUCUGGAACCAAUUCAUUUCCUGAUUUCACGUGUUCUGAGCCAAGCAUGUUGUUUGACGUGUCUGAGCAAUACAUGAUGUUGCCUUUCCUCGAGGACACUGUCAAAGUCAAUGAUAUAAAUGAUGUUAAUUUGCACGAGGAAGCUGCGAUGGCUAAAGAAAAUACCGGUUUGCAUCUAGCAAUUGAUCAGAUGAGAACUUGCAUAGAGGAAUCUGAUGUUAACUCCGACUCUGAUCAAGCAGAUGACUUUGACACACAAUCAUUUAUAAAAAGUUUACCAGAACUAUCUGAUGUUGUAUCAAGCUUCCGGCCUACUAAAGUUGCAAUAGAAGCUCGGAGAAGGAAACACAUAACUCUUGUGCUUGAUUUGGAUGAAACUCUUGUCCACUCUACACUUGAACCUUGUGAUGAUGCCGACUUCACCUUUACAGUUUUUUUCAACAUGAAAGAGCACACCGUGUAUGUAAAGCAGAGGCCUCACCUCCAUACAUUUUUUGAGAAAGUUGCAGAGAUGUUUGAAGUUAUCAUCUUUACUGCCAGCCAAAGCAUUUAUGCAGAACAACUACUGAACAUAUUGGACCCAGAUCAAAAACUCAUAUCUCGGCGAGUUUAUCGUCAAUCUUGCAUUUUUUCAGAUGGAAGCUACACUAAAGAUUUGACAGUUUUAGGUGUUGAUCUUGCAAAAGUUGCUAUAAUUGAUAAUUCUCCACAGGUUUUCAGGUUGCAAGUGAAUAAUGGGAUUCCUAUUAAGAGUUGGUUUGAUGAUCAAUCCGAUUGUGCUCUAAUUUCAUUACUUCCCUUCUUAGAGUCUCUGGCUGACGUUGAUGAUGUCCGCCCUAUCAUUGCCAAGAAAUUUGGUAACAAGGAAUAAGAGCACCUCUCUUUCUCUAACUAGCUUCCAAUAUAGUUCCUUGACUUUCUAUUUGCUUUUAAAAUUUGGCCUCUAAUUUAGUACCCAAUUCUCUUCUUCUCUUCAGAAUUAACCGCAAAAUAAGCUAUCAUUUGUCUUCUUCUUGUGUCUGCCUUUUGUUGCUUGUUUCCUUUUCCUUCUCUCCUUAUUUGACGACCCCGUGGAGUCUGCUAUCUAAUUUUUGUUUAUCAAAGGUAAUGCUAAAAAAUGUCUCUGUUUUAUUGUACAGUUAAAUUUCCAAUCAUAUAAGCAUUGUAUAUGAAUUAUUUGUGAAAUAUAAUCUUGCAGAUUCCUGAUUG
This is a messenger RNA of Hibiscus syriacus, 1984 nucleotides long. Its product is annotated as CTD small phosphatase-like protein 2. Lineage: Eukaryota; Viridiplantae; Streptophyta; Magnoliopsida; Malvales; Malvaceae. The record is from RefSeq and is a predicted model, not a curated record. Gene Ontology annotation, molecular function: phosphoprotein phosphatase activity. Bases 207 to 1646 code for a protein of 479 amino acids. The transcript has 6 exons.